Messenger RNA from Nicotiana tabacum (common tobacco), 1734 nucleotides. NCBI's taxonomy places the organism in Eukaryota, Viridiplantae, Streptophyta, Magnoliopsida, Solanales, Solanaceae. The record is from RefSeq and is a predicted model, not a curated record.
AGGCGCAGUAUUGACUCCUUGGGCUUUUAUAUUCAUAUAAUAUCCUCUUCGCACUUUUUGGCCUUUUCUUUCUCCUCAAAAAUAAAAAGUGAGAGAGAGCCUCCCAUUUUCACUUCACCGCUCAACUUCUUUGCUGCCAUCUCGUCACUUUAGUCUAAGAUUGUUUUGUGCACAACUUUUAUGGAUCCUCGGUUCAAUCCGUUGCCUCAUCCUGUAAACACUUUCGAGUUCGAAGAUCAGAUCAAUUUGUCUAGCUUUGAGGAAUCACUGAAUCAUCCUCUCAGUUAUACGGAUAACUAUGUAGCUUUUGGUGCCCCAUACAAUACAUCAAGUCCAGACGUUGGUAACUUUGCUCCAUCCUCAAAUGUGAGCUCGGAAGUGGACUCUCCAGAUGAUCACGACUCUGAUUCGCUGUUCAAGUACCUUAACCAGAUACUAAUGGAGGAGAAUAUUGAAGAUAAGCCCAGCAUGUUCCAUGAUCCGCUUGCUCUAAAAGCUGCUGAGAAGUCCUUCUAUGAAGCCCUUGGCAAGUCGUACCCUCCUUCACCCUAUCGUACCUCUGAUUAUGUUUACCAUCAGUUAAAAAGCCCAGACAGCAUUUUCUGGAAUUCCAGCGAGCAUAGUACAAGUAGUAGCAAUACUGGUACUAAUUCCACCGAUCCUCAAUGGGUUGUUGAUCCUGGAGAAUUUAGGUUGCCCGUAGAGGGUCAUCCAUCGGAAUACAACGUCCAACCUUUGGUGCAGAGUAACUCAGAGAGGUCCCGUGGUUCUUUAAACAACUUCAAUAAUUCAAAUGCCCAUGUGGACACUUUAGUAAAUCCUAAUGUAUUUACUGAUAGUGAGUCCAUCUUACAGUUCAGGAGAGGGAUGGAGGAAGCUAGUAAAUUCCUUCCAAACCUUAGUCAAUUUGUCAUCGAUUUGGAUAAAUAUACAUUGCCUCCAAAGAUGGAGGAAGUAUCCAAAGAGGCUGUCGUCAAGGUAGAGAAGGAUGAGAAGAAUCACUCACCUAAUGGCACGAAAGGAAGAAAGCAUCAGUAUCCCGAGGACAGUGAUCACGAGGACGAAAGGAGCAACAAACAAUCAGCAAUAUAUGUGGAGGAGGAGGUUGAGUUAUCAGAGAUGUUUGAUAGGGUUCUGCUUUGUACAGAUAAGGGGACAGGAUGUGGUGAUGUCAAGCGUGAGAUGCCAUCUGAAGUAAACAUGAGUUCAGAUCAGAAUGGACAAGCACAUGGAUCAAAUGGUGGAAAAACUCGUGCUAAAAAACAAGCGACUAAAAAUGAAGCUGUGGAUAUAAGGACUCUCUUAAUUAGCUGUGCACAAUCUGUUGCUGCUGACGAUCGCAGGACGGCAAAUGAACAGCUAAAGCAUAUCAGGCAGCAUUCUUCACCCACAGGUGAUGCAUACCAGAGGCUGGCCAGUGUAUUUGCAGAUGGCCUUGAAGCUCGGCUGGCUGGCACUGGCACUCAACAAUAUGCUGCCCUUGCCCCGAAAAGGAUCACAGCUGCUGAGAAAUUGAAAGCAUACCAGAUACCUGGUGGGCCUCCAAAGCUUCGCAUUACUGGAAUAGACCUUCCCCAACCUGGCUUCAGGCCAGCAGAAAGCUUAGAACAGACGGGGAGCCGCUUGGCAAAAUAUUGUGAGCGCUUUCAUGUUCCAUUUGAGUAUAAUGCGAUAGCAACACAGAAUUGGGAGAAUAUUAAAAUUGAAGACUUGAAACUUGCAAGUGGCGAGACU